Chelonoidis abingdonii (Abingdon island giant tortoise) is the source of this 2429-nucleotide messenger RNA. RefSeq names its product solute carrier family 25 member 22 (gene SLC25A22). Gene Ontology annotation, molecular function: L-glutamate transmembrane transporter activity; L-aspartate transmembrane transporter activity. Gene Ontology annotation, biological process: malate-aspartate shuttle; L-glutamate transmembrane transport; aspartate transmembrane transport. The record is from RefSeq and is a predicted model, not a curated record. Lineage: Eukaryota; Metazoa; Chordata; Testudines; Testudinidae.
UUAAAGGGAAAGCCAGUGAGAGGGACACAGGGAGGCUGCUGCUUCCCCAUCCCAGGCAGAAGCAGAACAGCGGCUCGCGGGGAGCCCGGAGAACCUCUCGCCAGGACUGAGGGAGAUAAAAAGAAGAAGUUAAGGGACAUUCAGGAGGAGCAAAUUGAUUUUUAACAGGAUCCCGUCUGAAUUAAAUGGCUGAUAAACAGAUCAGUUUACCUGCCAAGCUGAUCAAUGGAGGGAUAGCUGGGCUGAUUGGAGUCACCUGUGUAUUUCCCAUUGACUUGGCAAAAACUCGCCUGCAGAACCAGCAAAAUGGCCAGCGGAUGUACACCAGCAUGUCUGACUGCCUCAUUAAGACAAUCCGGUCGGAAGGUUACUUCGGCAUGUACAGAGGGGCUGCGGUGAACCUGACUCUAGUGACACCAGAAAAGGCCAUCAAGCUAGCGGCCAAUGACUUCUUCCGGUAUCAUCUCUCCAAAGAUGGGAAGAAGCUGACGCUGCUGAAAGAGAUGCUGGCCGGCUGCGGGGCGGGCACCUGCCAGGUGAUUGUCACUACUCCCAUGGAGAUGCUCAAAAUCCAGCUGCAGGAUGCAGGCCGACUUGCGGCCCAGAAGAAGCUAAUGGCAGCACAAGCCCAGCUGUCCUCCACCACUAGUGCUGGGGCAGCAGAGUCAGUAGUGGAGACACGGACCACGGCAACGCAAAUCACCAGGGAACUACUUCGGAGCAAAGGCAUCGCAGGGCUUUACAAGGGCCUUGGGGCCACGCUGCUAAGAGACGUCCCGUUUUCCGUCGUUUACUUCCCGUUGUUUGCGAAUCUGAAUAAGCUGGGCCAGAAGAGCCCUGACGUCAAGGCCCCGUUCUACGUGUCCUUUCUGUCUGGGUGCCUGGCAGGCAGCACGGCAGCGGUGGCUGUGAAUCCGUGUGAUGUAAUCAAGACAAGGCUGCAGUCCUUGAAAAGGGGAGUGAAUGAGGACACAUACUCAGGAAUCCUAGACUGCACGAGGAAAAUCUGGCAGAAGGAAGGGCCCCUGGCCUUCCUGAAGGGGGCAUAUUGCAGAGCCUUGGUCAUCGCCCCACUCUUCGGCAUUGCACAAGUCGUCUAUUUCAUAGGCAUCGCAGAAUUCUUCCUAGAUAUGCUUCCGAAGCGCCGGGAUUAACCCUCGUGCACGCUCACUGCUGGUCAGAAUUCAUCCAGCAUUCGUCGUCGUCGUCGAUUGGUUUCCAAGCAACAGCACAAAGGGUUAAAGCAGCAAUCUUGAGGGUGAAGGUCGUCUCCCAAACAAAAAGUCCCUUUCACCUCUCGAUAUGUCCCCACCCCAUCUGGCCUUCCAGGACAAUACUUAAUUAUGCAUAUCUAUUAUUUUUAAUUGUCAUUCUUAAAGACACUAGUUAGCACAGACUGGGCUCACAGACCCCGGAUCUUCUCCCAGCAAUGGUGGGGGGGAGAAACUGACCACACCUUCUGAAUUACCAGGUAGUCAAGAAAGGAGCAAAGAACCAGACUUUGUUCCCCUAGUCCCUCUUCUGAUGUGCCAGGUCUCUGGGAAGAUAAGGCCUCAGCACACCUUCUAAAGGGGGACCCAUAUUGUCAGGAGAGGAAGCAGGUAGAUGCCACAAUCAAAAAGUUUCUUUAUAAGGACCUGUCCUGAAACUCCCCUAAUAUCAGCUGGACUUGGAUGAACUUCUUGGAGAUCAGAUGAGGGGGAAGGUUUUUUUGUUUGUUUUUUGUUUUUUUAAUUUUAUUUUAAUCAAAGGGACUUCCCUCUUAAAUAGGGGCCAUGGGGCCUGUGUGGAGGGAGAUGUUCGCUGCACGUAUUUGCAACACAUUUGCUCUGAAAGAGUAUGUCUGCGGGAUCAUGUGUGAAUGUCUUCAGGUGCACGAGUGUUUAGCUACGAGCUACAGGCGGGAGAGGGGAGAAUUUAAUGACAUGGGAUCAACUUUUUAUUUAUACAGGAAAAACAAAUCCAAUUACAUUCCUUAAAUCAGCCCAGCUCUAAUGUGUCAAGCAGUUGCUCUACCCAGAGUACUGGUUGUGUCUUUUGGCCUGUCUUUAAAAUGCAUUCCUCUCCUCCUUACCUGUGGUUGUUUGCAUUCACAAAGGGUCACUUAAAAAGAUGGUCUCAGAGUCAGGCCUUUUGGUUAAAGAUCAGGAUAGGCCACCUCCUCAGCUGGUGUAAAUGGUUGUAGAUCCUUUGAAGUCCAUGAGAUCUAUUGAAAUCUGUGGGGCUAUGGCUGUGUACACCAACUGAGGUUCUGGCUCAAUGUACUUGGGGAUUGAGUUGCCAACUUCUUUAUCCAGACCAAAAUUGGGAUGUGGAAAAGAAAUGAGGCCAGGGCGUCUGUUUUAGUUCCACAGGGACCUAAUUCCAUAUGACUUAGGGCUGGUCUACACAGGGGAGAUCGAUCUAAGAUACGCAACUUCAACUAUGUG